Molecule: messenger RNA, 2242 nt
Organism: Saitozyma sp. JCM 24511
Lineage: Eukaryota; Fungi; Basidiomycota; Tremellomycetes; Tremellales; Trimorphomycetaceae
Source: the annotation of a GenBank genome assembly
GAUGAGCGCCGCUGCCAAGGCCGGACCCUCUCGUGGUCCUGACGCCUGGCGUCCGACUAAAUAUCUCGAGCCCCUCCAUCCCGACAAUGAGGAGGUGCUCGAGCAGGCGGCGUACCAAGCCGCGGUCACCCGACUGGGAGGGGACAAUCGUGGAACGAGGAGGUACAAGCCUCGAAGGACGGUGGACUUUCAAGGCGGGGUGAUCAAGUGGCGUCAGCUCGCGAAGAUGAAAGGGUUACCGGACUACCUCCCUACGAUACAUCCAAAUCCAUCAGAUCUGAUCGGGCUCCUGCCGCCGGCCGCACAUCGGCUCAAUCCGUCCACAUCUAUCUGCGACUACUUUGUCCACACCUCAAUCAACAAGGAACGUUCGCCGACCCGGGUCGUCAGCUGGACGCCGGACGCUCGAAGGUUGUUAACGGGUAACGACAAGGGACAGUUCACCUUGUGGAAUGGGGCUUCGUUCAACUACGAGAGCAUCACGCAGGUAAGCGAGCGGUACUACUUGACAAAAUGCCUCGCUGAUAUACCGCUCUCUCUGCUAUUUUACCUCUCCAACUUCUUCUACUUCGUCUACUUCAUCUACUUGUUCUACAUCAUCAUCAUCUACUUGUUCUACAUCAUCUACUUGUUCUACAUCAUCUACUUGUUCUACAUCAUCUACUUGUUCUACAUCAUCAACUUCUUCCACUUAUUCCUCCACUUCCUUCUCACCCACCUUACUUCCGACAAGACCGGAAUGAUCAAGUACUUCACCCCCCAUCUCACCAACGUGCACGGGUUCCAAGGACACCGGGAGGCGUGCCACGGCGUCAGCUGGAGUCCGAAUGACGAGCGGUUCGUGAGCUGCGGAGAUGAUGGGUUGGUGAAGAUUUGGGACUACAGGGAGGGGAAGGAGGAGAAGGCUUUGGCUGGCCACGGAUGGGACGUCCGCUCAGUUGACUGGCACCCCUCGAAAGGUCUCGUUGUCAGUGGGAGUAAGGACAUGCUGGUCAAAUUCUGGGAUCCUCGCACUGGCAAGGAUUUGAGCACACUGCACUCGCACAAGUCCACGAUCAAUGCGUGCAGCUGGAAUCCCGAUGGACACCUCGUCGCUACGGCUGGAGGCGAUGGCACGGUCCGCCUCUUUGACAUUCGCACGUUUAGGGAGCUCGAGGCGUUGAAGGGGCACACAAAGGAGGUCAACUGUCUCGAGUGGCAUCCGAUUCACCAUUCUCUGCUCGUGUCAGGCGAUGCCGCCGGCUCGAUCAUCUAUUGGUCACUACUCGCCUCCGAUUCCUCCAAGCCCGUCACCAACCUCGAGUACGCGCACGAGGACGCCGUCUUCUCCCUGUCGUUCCAUCCUCUCGGCCACAUCCUCUGCUCAGGCUCCAAGGACUUCACCGCGCGUUUCUGGUCCCGAGCGAGGCCGGUGGGAGGGCAGGAGAUCGACCGGUGGCAUAUUGGGGAAGAAAAAGCGAUGGGAGCGAAAAUGGAGGCUGAGAUGGGUGGCAAACGCAGGAUGGGACCCGUGGAUGAGGAAGGUCCAGGAGCUGGUUUGCCAGGAUUGGCUGGAUUACCUGGUUUGGCGGUCAAGGAUGAGAGGAAGAGCGAGACCCCCAGCAGGACGACUUCGCCCAAUGGUACCGGCUCGCAGGGAUUCGGUGGACUGCCAGGAUUGGGAGGAUCCUCCUUCCAGCAGCAAGGACCGCCGCCUCCCGUGAGGUCCUGGGGUGCCGAUGGAGAGGCGAUCGGAAGACCGGGCGGACCCCUUCCAAGUCAGGAUGAAAUGCUUAGGAGGAACGCGGGGAGGCAGGACGAUGACAGGCGAAGACAAGGAUACGGUGGUGGCGGCGGUGGUGGCGGCCAGGGGUAUGGAGACGGUCGAGGGCAAACUGGAGGAGGGUACGAGGGGAGAGGCGGCGUCGUCAAGGAUAUGGAGGCAAUCGAGAUGGCUUCGGAGGGGACAGAGGGUAUGGUCGAGACGGAGGGCAGGGACAAGGGCAAGGGUACGGGGAUCGCGACGGAAGAGGAGGGUAUAGUCAACAGCAGGGAUAUCCGGCAGGACAGGGAGCACCAGGAGCACCAGGUGGAGGGGGAUACGGGCCCGGAUCGGGAUAUCCCAGUCAGCAACAAGGAUACAGGCAAGGACCGGGUCAAGGGCAGCAGGGUGGUCAGUACGGAGGAGGGGCGGGGUCAGGAUACAACGCACAAGGCGGGUACGGUGCGGGCGGCGGCGGCGGUGGUGGUGGUGGUGGAUGGA